UCGAGCCUGUCGAGCCAAAUGCCGCUAAUUGCCCCCAGAGUGCUUCGGCUGACGACCAGUCCAGUGCCCUCCCGAAGUUCCACACAUGAUUCUAGACAUUCCGGCACGCUUCGACUGGCCUGGUUUGUUCUUCCGAUGGACUGGGGAGUGUCCCGGGUGCGGCCACUGUUGCGGUGGUUGCUCCCAGUGCUGCUACUCGCCAACGCUCCGGCGGGCGUGCGCGGCCAUGGCCGAAUGAUGGAACCGCCGGCGCGCAAUGCCAUGUGGCGCUUCGGGUUUCCCAAUCCGGUCAACUACAACGAUAACGAGCUGUUUUGCGGCGGGUACGCAGUGCAGUGGGAACAGAACCAGGGCAACUGUGGCGUCUGUGGUGACGCCUACCAUCUUCGGUCACCCCGGCCGCAUGAGGCGGGGGGCCAGUACGGCAAGGGUAUCGUGUCGCGCCGGUACGUCGCCGGACAGGAGGUCGAGGUGGAGAUCGAGCUGACCGCGAAUCAUAUGGGCCGGUUCGAGCUGUACCUCUGUCCGAACAACAACCCACAAGCGGAAGCCACCCAGGCCUGCUUCGACCGUUAUCCGCUGUAUCUGGCCGGUACACGGGAGGUGCGGUUCUUCAUUCCGCCCGACUCGAAGAAAAAGGACGUGUUUCGGUACCGUGUGCAGCUGCCGCUGUAUGUGAGCUGUACGCAGUGCGUACUGCAGUGGACAUACUUCACCGGUAACAUGUGGGGCAGGUGCGACAACGGUACCGAGUCCGUAGGAUGCGGCAGACCAGAAACGUUCCGGAACUGUGCGGACAUCAGCGUCGUGUCGAACACUGGCGGAGGCCGGCCUCCGCUGUUCGUUGGCAACAAUAACCCAUUCCUGCUGUACUACCGGGACUACCGCGACCCCAAACCAGACAAUGUGUAUCCACUCAUCAUCCGAGACCAGGUGUGUCUACCCACUGCAACGUAUCGCGGCUUUAUCGGCAUGGAGGAUUGGUGCCAGAACAACUGCCUGCGCUAUCCACCUAACUGCCCGGAAACGGUCUGUCACUGCCCGCAAACGUGCGAAGCGAUCGGUGAGCUGCGAGGCCGCGAGGGAGCCGACGUGUACUGUCUGGACCAGUGUCUCAACUACAAGUCCAACUGCCCAGCCGACAGAUGUCGUUGCUACUAAAUGCGCCAUUGCAGAAAGCGCCCGCGCGCGUGUGUGUGUGUGUUUGUAUGCAUGUGUGUGUGUAUGUGUUUGAUUGCGUGUGUGCCGUAUUGCGUCGAAUGAACGAGAACCGUCGGGACGAGAAAUGAAGGACGAAGCGAAGGACGAAUCUAGCACUGCAAUGUCCGUACUGGCAGGCAUGGUUGGGAAUAGGCGUGCUUCGCCGAACUGCUUCUGUAUGUAUGUGUGCGUGUAUAUGUAGUAGGUCGUCAUGUCCGAAUUUUACGGCAUUCGGCAAAGUUUCUCUCACGCGCCAAGGUACUGCCGCAAGACGUGAGGGGCGGUAGCCAGCAAACUUUUUCAACUUCUCAAGAAAAUUAGGACCUUGUACAACAUUACGAGUCAUCAUUCCACUGCCCCGUUUCUUGCCGCUAUUAUGCAGGGCAAUUAUUUUAUUACUGUAUCACUUUGCAACAACACCGGCCAUUGCAGGAGAAGUAGCCAUUGUUAUCAACCGUCAAUCAUCGUUUAAAAUACCAGCAUGACCUGCGAAGAGUGUGGAGUUGUGUAAGCGAGAAAGGAACUUACGGAAAUGCUUUGUAACAGUUGAAAUUGAAGCGAUAAAAUAAAUCAGUAAGCGACUCCUGUA
Molecule: messenger RNA, 1789 nt
Organism: Anopheles moucheti
Lineage: Eukaryota; Metazoa; Arthropoda; Insecta; Diptera; Culicidae
Exons: 5
Coding region: 19-1161 (380 amino acids)
Source: RefSeq, a predicted model, not a curated record